UGCAUCCAUUCCAACUCACUACUCAUUCUUCUUUAAAACUAUAUUUCUACUUCUACUCAAAAUAAAAUCAGUGUAAAAAAAGGAAGACACAAAACUCACACUCCAAAAUGGUCUCCAAGAAAAUUGAAGAAAAAAAACUAGAAGCUCCCAUCCAUGGAGACAUCUUAGAAGCCAUACUCUCUCACGUGCCGCUCAUUUACUUGCUUCCAGCCAGUCACGUGUCAAAUUAUUGGAACACCGCCGUCUCGAGCUCCCUCCGCCACAUCAACCCUGUGAAGCCGUGGCUCACGUUUCACACUCAAAACCGCCGUGCUCCUCACAUGAUCAAAUCAUACGCGUACGAUCCACGCUCGUUCACAUGGAUCAGAAUCCACGCGCCAAAAACCAAUCACACCUCGGUUAUACGAUCAUCGCAUUCCACGCUCCUCUACACGCUCUCUCCUAAGGAAUUCACUUUCUCUAAAGAUCCACUCCAUCUCGACUGGAACCAGGCGGAAGCACCACGCGUUUGGCGCGUUGAUCCGGUGGUUGCUCGUGUUGGGAACUGCAUCGUUGUUGCUGGUGGCGCGUGUGACUUCGAGGAUGAUCCUUUAGCAGUUGAAAUGUAUAAUAUAGAUUCUCGCGAUUGGAUCCGGUGUGAGUCCAUGCCUGAGAUGAUGAAGGACACCACAUCAUCGACAUGGCUCUCUGUUGCAGUCGCCGGUGAGGUUAUGUAUGUAACGGAGAAAAACUCCGGCACGAUGUAUUCUUUCGAUUGCAAAACGAUGACGUGGCAAGGACCGUACGAUCUUCGAAGAGAGGAGAACAUGUUCUUCAGCGUUACUGGAACGGUGCAGGAUCGUUUGGUUGUUGUGGGAAUAUCAGGUGAUGCGGAGAAUGUGAAGGGAGUGAAAAUAUGGGAAGUGAAAGAGGAAUUAGGGUUUGAAAUGGUGGAGUUGUGUGCGAUGCCGAAAGAGAUGGUGGAGAAACUAAGAGGUGAGAGUGGGAGUGAGUUGUUGAAUUCGAUUGAAUUGGUUUGUAUUGGUGAUUUUGUUUAUGUUUAUAAUCGGUCGGAGCCCGAGGAGAUGGUGGCGUGUGAGGUGUUGAAGGGAGGAGGAUGUGAGUGGCGGAGUGUGAGGAAUAGGGUGGUGAACGACGGUGUAAGGAUGGGGAGAGUGGUGUUGUGUGGCGGUGAUGUGGGAUUGGAAGAUUUGAAGAGCGCGGUUUCGGGGAAGUGUAGAUUUGAAUUGGAUCAAGUGUAAAAAUGAGCUCAAAAAGGAAAAGUAAUUAAUUUCUUAUUAUGUGUUAGAAUUUUACUUUAGAAAAACGAAAUUAUGUUGGGAAACAACAUUUCAAUACAAUAAAAGGGAGAGAUCUGUCCCUUAUAUUCAGUUAAGACAGAUUAGUUAAAAGACAUGUUCCGGUAAACACAUUUCAAUUGAUAAUUAUAACAUGCAUUCGAAUCUGCAGCAUUUUAUUUGUUGAUCAAAUGAUUUUUAAAUGAUAAAUUAAAGCAAAUAGAGUACUUAAAAAAAACAGGGGGAAGACUGGUUGCUGGGAAUUAUAAUGGAUAAGGAAUUAAUGCAGGAAAAGAUAAGGUGGGGAAUGUGGACAAGUUGGUCUUAUCAACAAAAGUAGAUCUUUUAGUUGUGGCUUAUAUGUGCCUCAUUAAUGAAGAUGAGUCUCAGCCUGUUAAUGAGUCUCUGUCUGUCAUCUUUAUAUAAAAAAUGGUCCUAUUUAAUUGUUGUUUA
Messenger RNA from Vicia villosa (hairy vetch), 1730 nucleotides. RefSeq names its product F-box/kelch-repeat protein At1g23390. Bases 108 to 1241 code for a protein of 377 amino acids. Lineage: Eukaryota; Viridiplantae; Streptophyta; Magnoliopsida; Fabales; Fabaceae. Gene Ontology annotation, molecular function: protein binding. Gene Ontology annotation, biological process: proteasome-mediated ubiquitin-dependent protein catabolic process. Gene Ontology annotation, cellular component: nucleus; cytosol. The transcript has a single exon. The record is from RefSeq and is a predicted model, not a curated record.